AUUAAUGAGCAGGUGGCCGCGGUGGAGUCGUUAUUUAAGGGAAACGCCCCAGAGGUGCUGCUUAUCGUUCUGUACAGUUGAGUGUACUGUGUGUCGCUACGGUGUGACUGGCUGCCCAUGUGCUUUGGUUCCCAGCAUGACGAUGUGGUUACUUCAUUGUGUUACAGCUGUGCUGCUCACAGGCUGCCUCUCCCUUCUGGACUGUGGUCGUCUGCUGUGUGUUCAGGACGAGAUCUGCAGGGUUGUCAACGGUGAACCCACUUGUGUGCAGCCAGUCCGGGAACCUGGGACCUGCUGGGCUAUGGGUGACCCCCACUAUCACACCUUUGACGGGCGCUACUUUGACUUCAUGGGCACAUGCACCUACACCAUCGCCAAAAACUGCCUCAGCAUUAAGGCUCUUCCUGCCUUUGAGGUGGAGGCCAAGAACGAGAACCGCGGGAGCAGCCGAGUCUCCUAUGUUGCCAUGGUCACAGUGAGGGUCUAUGGCUACAACAUCGCGGUGGUCCGCUUUGAAACGGGACUUGUCAGGGUAGGAAUCUCUCCCUUGUCUGUCUUGGCAAUAUAUGUGAUUGGAAGUACUUGCUGGUUAAUCUAGUGAUCUGCAUAUUCA
Messenger RNA from Lepisosteus oculatus (spotted gar), 613 nucleotides. The record is from RefSeq and is a predicted model, not a curated record. NCBI's taxonomy places the organism in Eukaryota, Metazoa, Chordata, Actinopteri, Semionotiformes, Lepisosteidae.